Messenger RNA from Saimiri boliviensis boliviensis (Bolivian squirrel monkey), 2070 nucleotides. RefSeq names its product Fc mu receptor (gene FCMR). Gene Ontology annotation, molecular function: transmembrane signaling receptor activity. The record is from RefSeq and is a predicted model, not a curated record. NCBI's taxonomy places the organism in Eukaryota, Metazoa, Chordata, Mammalia, Primates, Cebidae. Gene Ontology annotation, cellular component: plasma membrane.
AACCAGGUGACGCUUUCUCAUUCAACACAACAUGUUUUCUUAGCUCCUGACUUCCGCUGUGGUUUGUAUGCGCUCUCUUUUUAGCCUAAGAGUAGUUAGCAAACAAAGUUGUCAUUUCCUCAUCAUCAAGGCUUGUUCCUCGUUGAGGACUAGAAAUCUCUUUCACGCUUCAAAUCGUGAAGGGUUCCUGAGAAAGCAGCGUGUCUCUGUCCCCUCUCUAGGAGCUCUUGGAUGGAUCUUGUGCUCUAGAAGGAACAAUGGACCCCUGGCUUUGGUUACUUUACUUCCUGCCAGUAUCAGGGGCUCUGAGGAUCCUCCCAGAAGUAAAGGUAGAGGGGCAACUGGGCGGAUCAGUUACCAUCAUGUGCCCACUUCCCGAAACGCCUGUGAGGAUAUAUCUGUGCCGGGAGAUGGCUGAACCUAGAACAUGUGCUACCGUGAUAUCCACCACCAACUUCAUCAAGAACGAAUACAGGGGCCGAGUCACUCUGACGGAAAACCCACACGAGAACCUGUUCCUAGUGAAGGUCGCAGAACUGACGGAAAGUGACAGCGGCGUCUACGCCUGCGGAGCGGGCAUAAACACGGACAGAGGAAAGACCCAGAAAGUCACCCUCAAUGUCCACAGUGAAUACGAGCCAUUAUGGAAAGAGCAGCCAGCUCCUGAGACUCCAAAUUGGUUUCAUCUGCUCCAUUUGUUCCAGAUGCCUGCACAUGCCAGUUCUUCCAAAUCUGUACCCAGAGUUACCACACCAGCUCCAAGGACCAAGGUCCUUCCAGUCCACCACCCCUCCCCCACCACCCAAAUCAUCCACUAUUCUCGAGUGUCCAGAGCAUCUUCAGUAGUAGCUGACAAGCCCCCAACCCUCCUGCCAUCCACUACAGCCUCAGAGAUCUCAGCUCGAGGGGUGCUGCUCAAGCCUCGGACAGUCGGCUACAACCACCACACCAGGCUGCACAGGCAGAGAGCAUUGGACUAUGGCUCACAGUCUGGGAGGGAAGGCCAAGGAUUUCACAUCCUCAUCCCGACCGUCCUGGGCCUUUCCCUGCUGGCACUUCUGGGGCUGAUGGUGAAAAGGGCUGUUCAAAUGAGGAAAGCCCUCUCCAGGCGGGCCCGUCGACUGGCCGUGAGGAUGCGCGCCCUAGAGAGCUCCCAGCCGCCCCGCGGGUCGCAGCAAAAGCGCUCCCAAAACAUCUACAGCGCCUGCCCGCGGCGCGCCCCUGGGGCGGACGCUGCAGGCAAUGGGGAGACCCUGGUUCCAGGUUUUAGGGAGCCGUUGUCCCCCGCCCUGCUGCAGGUGUCUGAAUCUCCCUGGCUCCAUACCCCACCUCUGAAGACCAGCUGUGAAUAUGUGAGCCUCUACUUCCAGCCUGCCGCCAAGAUGGAGGACGGUGAUUCAAACGACUACAUCAAUGUUCCUGCCUGACAGCUCCGCAGCUGUCCCCUGACCCCAGGCCCAGACUGUGGUGCCAAGGAGUCUCGUCUGUCUACUGAUAUCCAAUAUCUGCUUCAUGUGUUCUCAGAGCCAUCAUCACUUCCCAUGCCCCAUCUCAAAUCCCAUCCCCUUCUAUCUGUGCCCUGAGCGUGGCUCUGCUCCCAGGUCGUCUUGCACACCUUGGCCGCCCCCUGUAGUCGACAGGUAAGGUCUAGGCAUGCAGAGCAGUUGUCUCAAUGCUACUUGCUUCCUUUUUAAGCCAUCUAACAGGCUGUGGGAUUUGCAGAGCGUUUCUUCAAUGUCUUUGACCACAGGGUUGUUGCUGCCUAGGCUCUAGAUCACAUGGCAUCAGGCUGGGACAGAGGCAGAGCUAUUCUCAGGCAUCCUUUCCAGGGUUGGGUCUUACACAAAUAGAAGUCUCUUUUUCUGAGUUAUGUGGAUAAGCCUCAACCCCAUGGACUAGGCAGGGGUCUAGUAUGAAAACACUCCCAGAAAUGGCUUUGCCCUGUUCCAAAAUUUAGCACCUGCUAGUGAACAUCUACUUAUCUCAAGUUAUAUGCUAAGGGCAAUUUAUCUUGGUGUGAUGAUGUAUUCUAAAUUUUCGGAACCGAGCUUGUUAGUGAGAUUUGCAUAU